Sinocyclocheilus grahami is the source of this 921-nucleotide messenger RNA. Its product is annotated as glutamate receptor ionotropic, kainate 2. The transcript is spliced from 2 exons. NCBI's taxonomy places the organism in Eukaryota, Metazoa, Chordata, Actinopteri, Cypriniformes, Cyprinidae. The coding region runs from base 24 to 377 and encodes 117 amino acids. The record is from RefSeq and is a predicted model, not a curated record.
UGCAGGAGGAGGGCAAGCUGCACAUGAUGAAGGAGAAGUGGUGGAGGGGGAACGGCUGUCCGGAGGAGGAGAGUAAGGAGGCCAGCGCUCUCGGCGUGCAGAACAUCGGCGGCAUCUUCAUCGUCCUCGCCGCCGGCCUGGUGCUGUCUGUGUUCGUGGCCGUCGGCGAGGUGCUGUACAAAUCCAAACAGAACGCGCAGAUCGAGAAGCGCUCGUUCUGCAGCGCGAUGCUGGAGGAGCUCAGGGUGUCUCUGAAGUGCCAGCGGCGGCGGAAACAGAAGCCCCCUCACCCGCAAGCCAUCGUCAAAACAGAGGAGGUGAUUAACAUGCAUACCUUUAACGACAGGAGGCUCCCGGGGAAAGAGACCAUGACCUGACGCCUCUCGUCCAAACGACGGACACGAAGAUGUUUCCUGUGGAAACCCGGAUUCGUGAGCGAUUCAGAACCGCAUCCCUCACAGAUCAGCAAUCACUUGUGUUCUCAUUUUACCUUGCUUUUCUCCGUUUUCUCUGCGAAGCUAGCUCAGUGUUUUAAACCCAUCGCUUUUACUCAUAUGCUGCCUUUAUUGCUGCCUUCACGAGCGCCUGAUAAACACACUUUCCCCAUAUUCUUCAAUAAAGAGUCCAUAAGUCGUGACCCAAACCGACCCGCUCCAUAUGAAUCACAUUACAAACUCUGAUAUGAAAAUGCAUUUGUAAUUAAGGCGAAAAAAAACUAGAUUUAACGUCUUUUAAUGAGCUUUUCGUCCCAUCUUCUCAAUACGAUGUAUAACUAAUUACGUUUAUUAAGAAGUCAUGUCUCGGUUUACAAUUUCUGAACAUUCUGGGAACAUUAGUCUAAUCUAAUAAUAGCCAUUAGAAAAUGUUCUGUAUUCGUUUAUUAAACAAAAACCUAAAUAUAGGGCCCUGAUGAAUAUUAAA